Culicoides brevitarsis is the source of this 1074-nucleotide messenger RNA. RefSeq lists its product as uncharacterized. The transcript is spliced from 2 exons. Gene Ontology annotation, biological process: regulation of DNA-templated transcription. Lineage: Eukaryota; Metazoa; Arthropoda; Insecta; Diptera; Ceratopogonidae. The coding region runs from base 1 to 750 and encodes 249 amino acids. Gene Ontology annotation, molecular function: DNA-binding transcription factor activity. The record is from RefSeq and is a predicted model, not a curated record.
AUGCAAAAUAAUUACUAUCCAUCACCGACAUCAUUGCAGAAAAGUACUCAACAACAGAAUUUUUUCUCGCCCUUCACAACGUCAACGUCAGAUCGACCUCACAUGACAAGCACCCCCCAACGUUUCCUCCUGCCAACGACAUCAUUAGACGUUCACACAGUACCGCAAUCCGGCACACCGCAACACAAAAUUCGAGAUAAUCGUCUCAGUAGCGGCUCAUCCACAAACGAAAAAAUGUUCGUCGACGACUCUAGUUCCCGUUCAUACUCGCCAGAUACCUCGUCCGAAGGCGAAUUGUGCAUUGACGAGUCUUUUGUGUCGACAUCUGAGACAGAAACGCCUCCGCAAGGACAAAAGCGUCGUCGAAUGGUGUCGAUAUCGCCUGCUGCCAGCUUACAACUCAGUUUACUCGACCGAUAUAAGAUUCCGAGCAACAUUCCUGUGGUUUACCACAAAAACAUGGCACGACAAUUCCCCGAGGCGCAAGGUAAAACGGCGCAACAGAAAAUUCAACGCAAGAAAAACACAGAAGCAGCGAGACAGUCACGGGCAAAGGCAAAAAUACUCGAAACUAUUGUCGAGAGCGAGUGUCGUCAAGCCGCCACGGAAAAUGUUAAUGCGAAACGGAUGAUUGCAACACAGCGGGCCUAUGCAAACACACUGCUUAAACUACUGGCACAAGAUGAAGUUGAUUGGACGACCAAAUGGCGAGAUGAACACGAACCAUCUAGACUAGAAGUAACGAUUUGAGUGUAAAAAAAUUAUUCUUGAUGAUAAAAUAAAUAAAAUAUUGUACUGAAAUGCGGUUUUUUAUCAUUUCCUGUUGAUUUAACGGUUUCUGGGUGAGAUUAAAUUCGAAAAUUAUUCAUUUGAGUGAGAGAUUUUGACUUGAAAACACGAUGAAGAACAUUUUCAAGAAAAAAGAGACAGAAACAACUUCCAAGAAGUGCAAAUGCCUUCCCGUGAACUGCAAAUGUCGCAAACGGCGGAUCAUAUUACCAACGAUCGAUAUGUUCAACGAUUUUCAUUGAAUUUUGACGAUUUCAUGAAAUAAAAAAAAUUUACUUACACGUA